UAGCGGCGGUGUCAGAGAGACACGCUUCUAAAGACAGGAAGCCGAUUUGGGGCGGAUGGUGGGAACUCUUAGCUGGCCUGGGGUCUUCGGGGAGCCGAGCGGAGGGAGGAAUCUCCGCCGUCGUCUGUUUCCCGUGAGCCUGGUGAUUCGGGCGUCUGUCCCCUGGGAUGUUCCGCCGGGAGCGCGCCAUUCCCUUUCGAGGCUCGGCGGCCGCCCUGUGCAACAACCUCUGUGUGCUGCAGCAGCCGGUCCGCAACCUCACACAUAUUGGCGUAGUCCAUGGACCCGGCGCCCAGCUUCUCAGCGCUGCUCCUGAGGGGGUGCCCUUGGCCCAGCGCCAGCUCCACGCUAAGGAGGGCGCUGGCGUGAGCUCCCCAUUUAUCACCCAGGUCCACUGGUGUGUCCUCCCUUACCGAGUAUUGCUGGUACUCACUUCACAUUGAGGAAUACAGAUGUACAAGUCUGAUGGCUCCGUCAUGGUCUAUUGACACGCCCUGGACUCUGGAGAUGCCUCUCUAGUACAGGCUGUGUUUGCCCGAGGAAUUGCUGCCAGUGGUCACUUCAUCUCUGUGGGAGCGUGGUCAGGCCGGGUACUGGUGUUUGACAUCCCAGCCAAGGGUCCCCACAUCGUACUAAGUGAAGAGCUGGCUGGACACCAGACACCAGUCACAGACAUUGCCACCGAGCCCGCCCAGGGCCAGGACUGCGUGGCUGACAUGGUGACAGCUGAUGACUCAGGCUUGCUGUGUGUCUGGCGGUCAGGGCCUGAAUUCAAAUUACUGACCCGAAUUCCAGGAUUCGGGGUCCCGUGCCCUUCCGUGCAGCUGUGGCAGGGGACCAUAGCCCCAGGCUAUGGGGACGGGCAGGUGCGUCUGUACGAAGCCAGUACAGGAACUCUGCACGUCCAGAUCAACGCGCACGCCUGGGCCGUCUGUGCCCUGGACCUGGCUCCCGACGUGGGCAAGCUACCCUCUGCGGCUGAAGACACCUUUGUACACAUCUGGAAGCUGAGCAGAAGCCCAGAGAGUGGCUACAUUGAGGUGGAACACUGUCAUGGUGCGUGUGUGCCGGACACCCAGGUGUGUGGUGCCCGAUUCUGUGACCCCUCGGGCAGCUCCUUUGCUGUGACUGGCUAUGACCUCGCUGAGAUCCUGAGAUUCAGCAGCAUGCGAGAGAGCAGCAGCCCUCCUUCCCCCCUGUGGUAUUACUUAUAAAGUUCCCCCCCCACCCA
This is a messenger RNA of Camelus dromedarius (Arabian camel), 1231 nucleotides long. RefSeq names its product WD repeat-containing protein 54. Lineage: Eukaryota; Metazoa; Chordata; Mammalia; Artiodactyla; Camelidae. The record is from RefSeq and is a predicted model, not a curated record. Gene Ontology annotation, molecular function: protein binding.